GACCAACUGAAGACACUGAUCGAGAAUAACCCGCGCUACACGACACGUGAAUUAGCAGAGAUACUGAAAAUAUCGAAAACCACUGUCCACGAUCAUGUAGCGAAGCUUGGUUACGUAAGUCGCUAUGAUGUAUGGGUUCCGCAUAAUUUGGCCGAAAAAAAUUUAAUGGAUCGCAUUUCCAUCUGCGACUCGCUGUACAAGCGCAACGAAAACGUACCGUUUUUGAAGCAAUUAGUGACGGGUGACGAAAAAUGGAUCAUUUACAACAAUGUAGAACGAAAAAGAUCCUGGGGUAAGCGAAAUGAA
Molecule: messenger RNA, 306 nt
Organism: Ooceraea biroi (clonal raider ant)
Lineage: Eukaryota; Metazoa; Arthropoda; Insecta; Hymenoptera; Formicidae
Product: histone-lysine N-methyltransferase SETMAR-like
Biological process (GO): replication fork processing; double-strand break repair via nonhomologous end joining; mitotic DNA integrity checkpoint signaling
Cellular component (GO): nucleus; site of double-strand break; condensed chromosome
Molecular function (GO): histone H3K4 methyltransferase activity; histone H3K36 methyltransferase activity; DNA topoisomerase binding
Source: RefSeq, a predicted model, not a curated record